AUAUAUAAAGUGAUAUGUUAUGAAUACCUGCGUCUUGUAACCUAUAGUAACCAAAACACUUCCCCUAUCUGGAAGAAAAGUCAAAGUUGGAUUUCUCUCACAGAUAGUCUAUGCGCACAAAUCCGGAAUUCCAAAAAUGAUCAAUUUUACACAAAAGUAUCAAGACUUCUUGGACAGUGGUGAUCCCAGAGUGGCGUCAUGGCCCAUGAUGGACAAUCCUAUGAAAGGAAUAACGUUAGUCGUCAUGUAUUUAGGAUUCGUGAAGGUCGCGGGACCGGCCUGGAUGAGGGAUCAGAAACCAUAUGAUCUGCGAUACGUCAUGGCUGCCUACAACUUUGCUCUCGUCGCCAUUAGCGCCUGGCUUUUUAUUAAUUUUGGUGCAUUGGGCUGGUUUACAACAUACAGCUGGAGAUGUCAGCCUAUUGACUAUUCCUACAGCCCCGAUGCAAUUAAAAUGGCAGAAAUUGGCUGGUAUUUUUACAUCACGAAGUUUAUUGAAUUUGCUGAUACGGUAUUUUUUAUUCUAAGGAAAAAGGAUUCUCAAAUUUCCGGUCUACAUGUUUUCCAUCACAGCCUCGUGCCUAUAACGCUUUGGUUCGGAAUUAAAUAUGGAGCAGGAGGCUACAAUUCCAUUUUCGCUUUUCUGAAUUCAUUUGUGCAUAUAUGGAUGUACUUGUAUUAUGGACUAUCCGCCCUGGGUCCUGCAUUCCAGAAGUAUUUGUGGUGGAAGAAAUAUUUAACGAUACUGCAAAUGGUGCAGUUCUUCAUUGUGUUCACAUUCAUGGUCCAACUCACAUUCUUCCCAUCCUGCGAAAUCUCGAAGCCCUUGCUCUACCUGAAUGUCGUUCAAGCAGUCAUCUUCUUCGCACUCUUCCUAAACUUCUUCCUGGGAUCCUACCAACGGAAAAGGCGCCAGUCCAAAGAGAAAUCAUCCCAACAACCCGUCGAGAUGUCAACCCACACGCGAAACGAAGAGGCCAACGGCCACGUCCGAUGCAGAAAACCAUCCGUCCACAAAGUGAGAUACGUCGACGUCGACUACGUCACGGAGGCUGUCACAAUUUCAGCGUGAAAUUCCUGACUUUCCAGUCCCAACGUUUUCUUCAUAUUACGCGAUAACUAGAGAUCCUAAAUACGGAGAGGUUGGACAACUUCGGAACGGCGGCCAUCUUAUGUCCAAAGAUGCUCAUUUCCCGUAGACCGUAAUGCAUCUGCACCAAAUAUCACUGAAGAGUGUAUAGAAAAAACUGGAAGCUAGUUAUGCUAUUAUGAAAUGAAAUGUGCAGAUCACAAAUAUCUGUUUGCUUUCUAUCUUUAUGAACAAAUUUUUGAGAGAAAAAAAUCUUUGUACACGCUAUGACGAUACGAAACGAUUGGCACAGGAUUGCCAGACUUGGCGUUCAAUCCGUUUAAUGAAAAUACGAGCAGAAAAAACAAUCAAUCUGUUCUUUAAAGAUUUCAUGUCCUAUAUUCCGUGGGGAAAAGCUAAACAUUCACACAGCACAGCAUUUCGAGCUGACAACACUUGGACUAAACAUGGCGGAGAUCGGCGCGCUGCUGUCCCAUUUCUCCGUAUAUAGGAUCUCUAGCGAUAACUAGCCAUAGCUGUAUACCUAGAUCAGCUUUUCAUUCAGAAGAAAAUCACCGCCAAGAUGCACGGGUUGCCGAUAUCACUGUUCCAAGCUGAUCUAGAAGUUCAUCAUACAGUCAUCGAGACGAAAGAACACUAUCCAUUUUCAAUUCUCGACAUUUUUCACUCGCCACAUCAAUAGAAACUAAACUGUAGUGAGUGAGUUUGAAACAUUACAUAAAGCUUCAGCAUUUUUUCAAUUCCAUUACAUAUGAAUAAAUCAUUUACCAACACUUUAAGUUCGUAAACAAAUAACACAAUUGUUUUCCAAGAACUUCAAAACCUUAAGUCAACAGAUAUUGUCUUCCAUACUGAAAAUCUAUAUUAUCCGAGUUUCUCUCUUAAUUAUUGUUUUAUAUGAGGCAGUGAGAAGCAAAGGGAUGUAAGUGGACAUUUUCAAAUUUUGUGUAAAACGCGUUCAAAGAUAACAUUUUAGGUAGUAUUUCAUUGAUUUUUUUUUUUUUUCUAAAUCAUGCUGUGUAGCAGCAACUACCAUGGCUACUAGUUCCAUUUCUUACCACAAGACAGAGGGAAGGUUACUUUACCAUGUGUACUGGUUAUCUCCAAAUUUUUAAUUUUGCCACUUUCAUUCCUUUGCUUCUCACUGCCUCAUAUAUUUUUCAAAUAGUGCAUAGUUAUGAUUUUCCUUAACUUUUGUAACGGUCUGGGGGGAUACACAAACCAUUUAAAAAAUCCUCAAUAGGAGGGUAUAAACUUGAAGUUUGAAGACAGUACAAAUUAUAAGACUCUAAAGGCCCUGUUCCAGAAAUAAUCUGUAGAGAUUCGCUUCGGAUCGACGUCAUAACUCCUCCCUCAAACCGUCUCCGCACAGAACUAACGCAAGUGAGACUGUUUGUGGGAGGAGUUAUGACGUCGAUCCGAAGCGGAAUGAUUCCGUGUGGGUGCCGGAAUAAGCUUCUAUAGGCCUCAUUCAAGAACAAAUCGGUAGCAUCCCUUUAAAUUCAUGUAAACUCCUCCCUCAAAUAAUCUGCGUUUGUAAAGUUUCGAUGCGAAGACGGUUUGAGGGAGGAUUAUGACGUCAAUCCGUAGCGGAAUGAUUCCAUGCGGGUGCUGAAAUAAGCUUCUAAAGUUUGAGGUUUGACUUUCUUCGUCUUACAUAAAAAUGAUCUACUAAAGCGAAACCAAUGAGGAAAUACGAAUUUUACUCUUUGUCAAGCAUUUUGGAUUCGUACUGUAUGAAAAUAAUAGUCCAGUGAAAAACAAUAAUUACCUACUCACUAGAAUAUAUUACCGCAUGCAUCACAUACCAUCAUAAUUGACGAUUUCAUAUUUGCAUUUCGUGGUAUCGGCAACAGUUUCAAACGCCAUCACAAUUAGAGCACAUUUUACAAGCAGCUUUUUCAACAUACCUAAAGCUUUUUUGAAGGACAGCAAAGAUAUUAACGAAAUUAGGCAGCAAAGCCUUAGGCAGAAAUAGAAUAGUAAUUAAUAUCUCAUAUUCAACGAAUGUAGAAUUCAUUCCUUCUGUUUUUUGGAAAAGUUUUAUACGCAAAACGUUGAAGAGUGGUAAAAAGUAAAGUAUAUGUUAUACGUUUUUAAGUUUUUGAAAUUUAUGAAAAUGCGUUAAAAAUUUUUGUUGAAAAUUUUGAACUUUUAAUAUGUAUUUUAAGUUUGUAUAAAAGUGUAAGUAAAUGUGGUAUAUAUAUUUUUGUGCAUUUGUUUAAUAUAUUUGGCUGAUUUUUAAAUAAAAAUAUUCAAGUUGUUUGUUCGGCGAGCUCUUUUUUUUUUUUUUUUUUUUUUUUUGCGUACUAA
Uloborus diversus is the source of this 3403-nucleotide messenger RNA. RefSeq names its product elongation of very long chain fatty acids protein 1-like. Bases 137 to 1072 code for a protein of 311 amino acids. Gene Ontology annotation, cellular component: endoplasmic reticulum membrane. Gene Ontology annotation, biological process: sphingolipid biosynthetic process; fatty acid elongation, polyunsaturated fatty acid; fatty acid elongation, monounsaturated fatty acid. The transcript has 8 exons. Gene Ontology annotation, molecular function: fatty acid elongase activity. The record is from RefSeq and is a predicted model, not a curated record. Lineage: Eukaryota; Metazoa; Arthropoda; Arachnida; Araneae; Uloboridae.